Lonchura striata (white-rumped munia) is the source of this 569-nucleotide messenger RNA. Its product is annotated as placenta-specific gene 8 protein. The record is from RefSeq and is a predicted model, not a curated record. NCBI's taxonomy places the organism in Eukaryota, Metazoa, Chordata, Aves, Passeriformes, Estrildidae.
UUUCAUCUUCGCCAGAGCCUCUUUGUGCAGCGAGAGGAAGUCUGCACUGGCCAAAGCUGCUCACCAGAAGAGGAGCUGGGAAUGGCUGUCCCAACUGUUGUGACGAUCCAGCCUCAGUACGUGUCCUCUGUCUCAAGAUGCACGUGGCAAACAGGCCUGAUGGACUGCUGCUCUGACUGUGGUGUCUGCUGCUGUGGGAUGUUCUGCUUCCCCUGCCUGGCGUGCCAAGUGGCUGGGGACAUGAACGAGUGCUGCCUGUGUGGGACCAGCGUGGCCAUGAGGACCCUGUACCGCACCAGAUACAACAUCCCGGGGUCCAUUUGCUCUGACUACUGUGUCACCCUGUGGUGCACCGUGUGCUCUGUUUGCCAAAUGAAGAGAGACAUCAACCGCAGGAGGGAGCUUGGCAUAUUCUGAUGCUGCCAUCCUCGCUGCGUUCUUGGAGCUGCUGCAAGCAGGAGCCGCCGAUGCUUUGACUUGCUGGGAAAUGCACCAUGUGGAGCUUGCCUUGAUUGCAUUUGAUUUUCCGUACUUAACUGCAGAAAUAAAGUUUUGAGUUUGUCUUCCUA